Molecule: messenger RNA, 1416 nt
Organism: Aspergillus lentulus
Lineage: Eukaryota; Fungi; Ascomycota; Eurotiomycetes; Eurotiales; Aspergillaceae
Product: SNG1 family protein
Cellular component (GO): membrane
Source: RefSeq, a predicted model, not a curated record
AUGUCGCUAUUACCUCCCCAAUCAACCAACAGUCGGACCGCUCACUCCACGUUCUGGGCUGGGAAAUGGAAGGCCUACAUCAUGCCCAUGAUAAUGGCUGGCUUCUUACUCCAGCUGCUCUUCCUCGGCAACAUGUCAUAUCUUUUCGGCGCCCUGUUCAAGUCAACCACCCGCAUGCACAAUCUUAAGAUCCUGGCCAUCGACUUUGACGGCGGUGAUAUCGGAAACGCCAUAUCGAGCGCCUACAGCAACUUGAAGUCUGACGAGUUUCCGAGCCUCGAAUUUGGCUCAUCGUCAGAGUACCGGACGCCCGAGUCAGUCCGCAAGGCUGUCUGCGAUCGUGGCUAUUGGGGCGCCAUCUAUACACAUUCUGGCGCAUCCAAACGACUCCUCACUGCGAUCGAAGGCGAUAACACCACGGUCUACAAUCCCAGCGAUGCUGUCACCUAUAUCUUCAAUGGCGCCUAUUAUCCUGCGAUUGCCUCAUCCUUCAAGGGCAGCCUGCAAACUCUACUCAGCGUCGCGGCCAAGCUUUACCCUCUCGCGUCUCCAGAUGCCUUGAAAGCUGUCAACAUGACCAACCCGAUGUCCGCAGGCGCUCUGCUCAACCCUUUCGAAGCAACCGCUUGGGAUAUUAUGCCAACCAACCAAGGAACUCGAGUUCUCCUGAACACCGUAUCAAUGGUGAUGCCGAUACUCAUGCAGUUCUUUUUUCAAAUGGCCUUGAACGGCAUUAUGGGCAAUGCGAAGGUACUAGAGACCCAGUCCAAGCGCGACAUCUACGUCUUCCGACUAGGUUCGGGCAAGAUCUACACCUUUAUCUCUUCUCUAGUAACGACUGGUUAUUUCUGGGCGUUCCGCGAGGGUUGGGGUGUGACAUCCGGUCAAUUCUUGGAGACGUGGAUGUGCAUCUGGUUGUACAUGGACAUCAACUAUCUUCUUCUCGAUACCGUCAUCGGCACCGUCAUUCCUAUGCAGUUCCUUUCUUUCUUCGUCCUCACAUGGGUCAUCGUGAACAUUGCUUCGACCGUCUACCCGUUCGACCUCACACCAGGCUUUUACCACUGGAGCUGGGCCUUACCCGCGCACGACAUCUGGCUCUUGCUAGUCGGAAUUUGGUCCGGCUGCCGUUCGAGCCUCGGUAAAACUCUACCUAUUCUGUUCGCUUGGUGGCUUGUCGUCCACUUCAGCAGUGCUUGGUCCGUCCGAAGGAGGUGCUUGAUGGCAGAGGUUGAGGCACAGCGUGCAAGGCCCACAGGCGAUAAGUUCACUCAAUACACCACUGCGCCGAGCCAACAAUCUGUGCUUGAGAGGAUGUCGACCCGAGCCUCAGGGCAAGCUGCGAAAGAGAGAAGUUCGGAUAACUACGACUUGGAGGCGAUUAGAUCGACUUGGAGAGAACCUACCGAACAGUAA